AUGAAAGAUCUAAGAGGCAUUGUCAAAUGUAUACGAGAGCUGGAGAUGGAUGCAGACGAGACAGCGGGUUAUGGACCAGUGUUUGAGGAGCAGCCGGUGGACACCAUCCACCCGGAGGAGUUGCUUGAAGCCAAACUCACCAUGACCUGUCGUGCCAAAGCUGACCCACCUGCCACAUACAAGUGGAUGUUUGACGGAGAGGAAAUCAACUUGAAUGAACAAGGGGGCCACUUCAGUUUAGUCGGGGGUAACUUGGUCAUCAGUUCCCCCAACAAGAACAAGCAUGUGGGGCAGUACUCCUGUCUUGCAUCCAACAAGUACGGCUCAGUGCUCAGUCGCUCUGCCUCUGUCCAAUUUGGAUAUCUGGAUUUCUUCUCAUCAGAGGAGAGGGAGUCUGUAUAUGUAAAAGAGGGCCAGGGUGCUGUGCUGCUGUGUGCCCCUCCUCCACAUUAUCCAGCCGAGCUGUCAUUCCGAUGGAUCCUCAAUGAGUUCCCCACCUUCAUCCCAAUGGACAAGAGGCGUUUUGUCUCCCAGAUAACAGGCAACCUUUACAUCUCCAAAGUGGAAGAGUUAGACAGCGGCAACUACUCCUGUAUAGCUACAAGCCCGUCCAUUUCAAAGAGCGUCUUCUCCAACUAUAUUCCCCUGGUGCCCAUAGUUGAGCGUUCUGUCAGAAAAUAUCCAGCUGAUCUCAAAGUCAAAUUUCCAGACACCACAGCGAUGGUGGGACAAAAUAUCACCUUGGAAUGCUUUGCUUUGGGGAACCCUGUCCCUGAAAUCCGUUGGAAGAAGUUAGAUGGACCCCUGCCGGCCAGUCACGAGGUGCGCAUGGCAGGGGCUCACUUGCACCUCAAUAACAUACAGAUCGAGGAUGCUGGCACAUACGAGUGUGAGGCUUUAAACUCCAAAGGGAAGGACUACCAUUCUGCCAUGCUCUCUGUCGAAGCUGUCCCUCAGUGGGUGGAGCACAUCAACAGCACAGAAAAAGGCCUUGGCAGCGAACACUCCAUGUCUUGUGUAGCCAGCGGCACACCCACACCCCACAUCCGAUGGCUCAAAAACGGACAACCGUUUCUGAGGAGUGACAUGAUGUUUAGUGAGCUAACGCUUGAAGAUGGGGGGAUGUACCAGUGUGUGGCUGAGAACCGCCAUGGGGUCAUCUAUGCUAAUGCAGAGCUGCGUGUGUUUGCCUGUGCACCCACAUUUGAGCACAGCCCUGUGAGGAGGGCGCUGGCUGCGCGGAAUGGGCGUGUGGUGAUUGAGUGUCGACCUAGAGCUGCCCCCGAGCCCGCCAUCUCCUGGAGCAAAGAUACGGAGCUGCUUUACAACUCCACCAGGGUUUUCAUAUGGGAAGACGGGAGCCUGGAAAUACUCAACGUCACACGGGCAGAUGAGGGGAGAUACACCUGCUUUGCUGAAAAUGACCGAGGCAAAGCCAAUAGCACCGGUUCCCUCCUGGUUACAGAUGCCACAAAGAUUACGCUGGCUCCAGCUACCACUGAUGUAAAUGUGGGAAAAGAUGCCUACAUGCGAUGUGCUGCUUCACAUGACCCCUCCCUGGACAUCACCUUCAUCUGGGCUCUGGAGGGGAAGGUGAUCGACCUCCACAGGGACAGCCUGCAUUAUGAGCGCCCCCUGAAUGGCAGCUCUAAUGGAGAGCUCCUCAUCAGAAACGUUCAGCUGAAGCAUGCUGGGAACUAUAGCUGCACUGCUCAGACUCCUGUGGACAAUGUGACUGCCUCUGCCCACCUGCUUGUGCGAGGUGCCCCGGGAGCCCCUGGAGGAGUGCGAGUGGUGAACAAAACAGAGAAAAGUGUGACUCUGCAGUGGAGCAAAGGAGCAGACAAUCACAGUCCUAUAUCCAGAUACACCAUACAGUACAAGGACCCGUAUUCCAAAGACUGGAAGAACGCCUCCACAUCUCCUGCGAUUGUGGAGGGGAAUUCCGAGUCGGCCUCAGUGGUGGAUCUGUUUCCGUGGACAGACUAUGAGUUCAGAGUCAUCGCCACUAACACUCUGGGAACAGGAGAACCCAGCAGCCCCUCGCCCAGAGACAAGACGUCAGAGUCGUUUCCUGUGGUGGCACCCUCAAAUGUCACAGGAGGUGGAGGGACCAAUGGGGAACUCAUAAUCACAUGGAAGCCCGUGGAGCCCCAGUACUACUUUGGACCAAACUUUGGCUACAUCUUGGCCUUCAAAAAGAAAAACACUUAUGAGUGGAGAUACGUGACAGUGGCCGACCCCCAGGCGAAGCGCUACGUUCAUAAAGACUCCACUAUCCCUCCAAUGACAGAGUUUCAGGUCAAAGUCAAAGCGUUCAACAGCAAAGGAGAAGGUCCCUACAGCACGACGGCAACCAUCUACUCUGCACAGGACAUUCCAUCAAAAGCUCCACAAAUAAUAAGCGGCAAAGCUUUGUCUGCCUCCACAGCCAUUUUUUGGUGGUUGCCUCUCAACCAGAGCGCUAUAGAUGGAUACCAGGUGAGGUUCUGGCGCACUCACAGAGACCCAGAGGAGAGAGAACAUAAAGUGGUGGUAUCCCAUAAGGAGAACCACACAAGGCUGGACGGGCUCAAACCAGACUCACACUACUUUAUAGAAAUACGAGGGUACAACUCUGCGGGAUACGGACCACCAAGUGACCCCCUGCAGAUCCACACCAAAAAAUCACCUCCUAAACAAGCCCCUAAAGUCACCAAGAAGUUUAACAGGGGGAUGGUUAAUAUUUCCUGGGAGGGUGUGAGACCUCAGGAAAAUGAAGCUCCAGUGAAUGAAUACAGAGUGUUAUAUAGAAAAAUGGGCCACUCCACAGGGUCUCUUUUCACGACCAACAAGCUCUACAUCGACCUGCCCGUGUUCACCGAUGGGAAGUAUGUGGUGGAGGUCCGAGCACACUCAGAAGGAGGGGAUGGACCCGUGGGACAAAUCGAAAUCCUAAGUGGAGGUGCCAUGUCCCUGUGGUCUCUCUACUCCUCCCUCCUCCUGCCCCUGGUGGCUGUGCUCUGCCUGACCCUCUGA
Boleophthalmus pectinirostris (great blue-spotted mudskipper) is the source of this 3018-nucleotide messenger RNA. RefSeq names its product contactin-1a-like. Gene Ontology annotation, molecular function: cell-cell adhesion mediator activity. Bases 1 to 3018 code for a protein of 1005 amino acids. Lineage: Eukaryota; Metazoa; Chordata; Actinopteri; Gobiiformes; Gobiidae. The transcript is spliced from 22 exons. Gene Ontology annotation, biological process: cell-cell adhesion; brain development. The record is from RefSeq and is a predicted model, not a curated record.